UCGGAGCCGCGAGGGCAGUGCGACCUGGGCCCUGCGAGGCGCCGCACCUGAAUUUCUAGCCUGCCGAGCGAGUGAUCGUCGAUGAAGCCGGCCGCGCUGCUGCUGCUGGCCGUGGUGGCGGCCGCCGCGUCCGCCGCGACGACGCCGGCCACGCCGGCGCUGGCCGCCUACCUGCCGUGGCGCCGCACCGACCGCACCAGCUGGUUCAAAGGGUGGAGCGGCCUCCGCAUGCCCACCGGCCCCGACGGCGACGCCACCGAGCUCACCGUCGCCUACGUCCACGAGGAAACCCUCGCCAUCGUCGAGCUCGGAAAGGCGCGCGCCCUCAGAAACUGCGAGCUCAUUGAACUCUUUGAGCCGAGCGACUUGGUGGUGGCGCAGUCGAUGAUGAGGAACACGACCAGGUUCAAAAAGGCGAUCAAAAUCAACUUCGACGAGAUGAUGGGCCUGAUGGACAGCUGCCAACAGCUGCACACGCCAUCCUUGGAGCAGCGGCCCGAGGCCAAGAGGAUCAGCCGCAACGCCAGGAGGGUGCCCAAGAAUCUGCUCUCAAACACCCUGAACAACCCUGUCGCCAUUUUUAGCGGAAUUGUCCCGGGAACAAAAUGGUGCGGAACAGGAGACAUAGCAGCCACAUACUACGAUUUAGGAACGGAAAAGAGCAUGGACAGGUGCUGCCGGUCACAUGACCUCUGUCCAAUCAAACUCCGAUCGUACCAGAACAAAUACAGUCUGAUCAACAACUCGAUAUAUUCCAAGUCUCACUGCGAGUGCGACAGCGCGUUCUACAGAUGCCUCAAGGACCUGAACAGCCCGACCGCCGACGUGAUGGGCAACAUUUACUUCAACAUCGUGCAAGUGCCGUGCGUGGAGCACGUCGAGGACUCGAAACGCGACGCCGCGCCGGGCAAACAGCAGGCCAUGCAGUUCAGCAAACAACAGCUUGCCUACUGAAUCAAAUGAGUGGCAUUCAAGUGCGCUGGACACGAACUUUUACAAGUUUAAGUGUAUACUUUAAUAUAGUUUAUUUAUUGUUCAAAUUUGAAUAUAAUAAACUCUUUUUGUAGAAAAA
Messenger RNA from Cloeon dipterum, 1072 nucleotides. RefSeq lists its product as uncharacterized. The transcript is spliced from 4 exons. The record is from RefSeq and is a predicted model, not a curated record. Lineage: Eukaryota; Metazoa; Arthropoda; Insecta; Ephemeroptera; Baetidae. Bases 82 to 954 code for a protein of 290 amino acids. Gene Ontology annotation, biological process: arachidonate secretion; phospholipid metabolic process.